This is a messenger RNA of Acromyrmex echinatior (Panamanian leafcutter ant), 1129 nucleotides long. RefSeq names its product cytochrome P450 CYP12A2-like. NCBI's taxonomy places the organism in Eukaryota, Metazoa, Arthropoda, Insecta, Hymenoptera, Formicidae. The record is from RefSeq and is a predicted model, not a curated record.
AUACGAGCAUUACAGGAUCCUGAGACCCUGGAAUUGCCGAGCGUCUUCACCAAUGAAUUGCUGAAAUGGGCCUUAGAAUAUUGGUAAUGUGUCUGACAGUUUGUUGUAUUACACCGCGGAAUAAUCCGGAGGAAAAACUACGAAAAGAAAUAAUGUUCGUGUUACGGGAUAAAAUAUCGCCCGUCACACAGAACGUUCUAAAUCAGAAGAGAUACGCUAAGGCCUGCAUCAAGGAAUCCCUUCGAUUGUUUCCCAUUGCUGUAUCUAUUCUUAGAACUAUGCAAACGGAUGUUUGCUUAGGAGGAUAUAAAAUACCGGCAGGAUUUGAUGCCAUGGUCUGUCAUUCUCUGAUCGCGAUGAGCGAUCCCACGCAGUUUUCGAGAACGCAGAAAUACAUUCCCGAGGGAUAGUUGCGAGGUAACACGGAGUUUCCAUCAGCCAAGGAGGUGCAUCCCUUCGCGUACAUGCCUUUCGGAUUUGGCUCUCGUACCUGCAUCGGCCGACGAUUCGCCGAAAUGGAACUCGAGACAUUACUCUUGACAGUCAUACGAAAUUUCCGGAUUGAAUGGCAUCACGGACCACUCGAGUACGAAAGCCGAUUUAUAAACACGCUAGUGUCAUCGAUGCGAUUCAAGCUCAUCGAUUUGUUAGAUCGUCACAAUUGGUGCAAACCUUCCUACGACCGAGCCAUAUGUUUCAUGGAAAAAGAUGAGAAAAGUGUCGGAGAAACGGCAAGAAAAGUAUCCCGCCGACAUUUUGCGCGAUUUUUUCCUUUUAAUAAUUACGACAAAUGUCGGUGCAGCCACUGGUUACACGAGCAUCUGACUCGAAGAAGCUCGGCCGAAAUGGUGAAGAUAUCAUCGACCAACCACACAAUUCUUACAAUUUUAAUCUACGCCCGAGGACAAAAAGCAUUUCGCAGAAAUGUCGUAGCGUGGAAGCUACAAAUUUUUAGCAAGUUCGUAGAAAAGCACGCGCGCGUAUGUGAGCUCGGGUCUAAAUAGCAUAAAAAUAUAAAAGAUAUAAAAUAAAUUGUACAUAGAAAUUGUAUUAUAGAAACUUUAAUAAAUACCGACGUACUUUUUUGUGCUCAUCUUUUAUUUAUGAUAGCCCGAGUGAUAGCCUUGGG